Stomoxys calcitrans (stable fly) is the source of this 780-nucleotide messenger RNA. RefSeq names its product ankyrin repeat domain-containing protein 39. The transcript is spliced from 3 exons. NCBI's taxonomy places the organism in Eukaryota, Metazoa, Arthropoda, Insecta, Diptera, Muscidae. The coding region runs from base 6 to 551 and encodes 181 amino acids. The record is from RefSeq and is a predicted model, not a curated record. Gene Ontology annotation, molecular function: protein binding.
UCGAAAUGGAUCGACACAAGGCAGAUCAUUGUAAAUGCCACAAACAAGUCCAGCCAGCCCAACAAACUAUAUCGGACAUGGAAUUCGAUAGAGGCAUUUGGAAUGCAGUGAUUUAUAAUGAAGUCGACCGCGUUCGUAGUUUUAUUGCCAAAGGCAAAACAAUGGAUUUGGAUAAUUGUGAUUAUACAGCUUUACAUUACGCAGCGCGUAAUGGCCAUGAAGAAAUUUGCAAAUUGCUUAUAAAUGAAGGCAAAGCCAAUGUGGAUGCGGUUACAAAAGGUGGAGCUACAUCUCUACAUCGAGCUGCUAUGAUGGGUCAUCUAAAUAUUGUUAAACUUUUGUUGGAUGCCCAUGCCAAUGUAAAUUUACAAGACGAGGAUGGACAAACGGCAUUACAUCGCUCAGCCAUUGGUGGACAUUUAGAAGUUAGCAAAAUUCUAUUGGAAAAGAAUCCAAAACUUAAAGAAAUUGCGGAUGUAAAAGAUAAAAUACCAUUUGAAUAUUUAGCAAAGAAUGCAAAUGAUGAUUUUAAAAUAUUACUUAAACCAUAAAUGAAGAUGAAAGAAAUUACUAACAAACUAUCUAUCUACUAUAUAUACAAUACAAUACAUACUAUAUUACUCAUAACAGUCUGUAUAGAUUAUGGCGCAUAUUAGAUACCAUAGAUUAAGUGCAUUUUAAAUAUUUUCUAUACAGAAGCAUUACUAACCAAUGAAACGAAGUUAUUCGAUUGUGAAGAUACUAUUAUAUAGAAUAAAUGUACACAUUUAUAUAUAUAUA